UCUUUUUAACCUGGACUCCAGUACUACAUGAACAUAGUUUUUAACACAGUGAGUCAAGCGCAUUCAUUGUUUUUGGAACACGCCCCCAACCUGCAGUGCGUUGUUCUUCUCAUAAAAAGGAGGGAAGGUCGCAGACGCAGCAGCUUCAGAGAACAUAUUUUACAAUUGUGUCAGGCCAGCUGCAUGAACGUAGCUUUGUGGCCUCAAUUCCCAGGCCUACCGGGAUUAUCUUGAGGGUGACGUAUUAUUCUGGCCCAUUUACCCAGAGAUGUCCGACAGAAAGUUUAAUCUGACAAAUGGGAACUUAAUUGAAGCAUCAACUAAGCAGUUUGCCUUCAACGAUGAUGUCACUUAUGGAAACGUUUGCUGUUCUUAGGAGACUUCUGCACAGCCAUCAAUAAAAGGUACGUACUUUCGCUCUUACGGAACUUAUCCAUAAGAAAGUGAUCUGUCACUGCCACAAAGAUCAAUGAUUGACAGGAAUUGUGCUUACAGUGAAUGUGUUCACGUCAGUCAUGCAUGAUGCGCUUGAACUGUUUAGCAAUAUCACGUCCAAGUUCUGCAGGUAUCGCAGCAUCAUUUAUCGCAGCCUUUUUAGUCGCUUCGACCUCACGAAGAUCACACAUGCAUACAUGCUGCGAAUAUGUUUGCAGUCUUACUCAGUUCAUUUUAAAGCCGCAACAUGUCUGCCAAUUCAGUGGUGUGUAUAGCCUGUAUGAGGCGAUACUAUAAUCUGGCUCUUCAAUUGCUUGACAUAAUAUUAGGAUUUCUGUCUUCCAUCCCCAGGGUUUUGAUGUCUCCAUCCCGAAGUAUGGAUACGUGGAGGGUUAACACUACGAAUGUUGUCUGGACUUCUGAUGAACCGUUCAAAACGUACAGGAAUUACUAUGAAAGGCAGAUUAUAGCAUCUAUGACCAUCUUGAUAUCCAUUCUGGGGAUUAUUGGUAACACCCUGGUCAUCACAGCCGUGCCAUUGUCCAAGAAACUUCGCACGGUAACCAACGUGUUUGUGCUGAACCUAAGCGUCAGUGACUUGCUCAGUUGCCUCUUUCUACCCUGGGACGCUGUGGCGCUGUUAAGCGAGGAUGGCUGGCCACUCCAACAAGCUAAUUGGCUUUGCUCUAUGACAGCAUUCGUCUUGAUAACUGGCCACAAUUGUACCGUCAACACUCUAGCACUCAUAGCUAUUAACAGGUGGAUUGGUCUCACCAAAACUCAUGCCACAACACGCCGCAUCUAUACCCGUCGUAACAUCGCCUGUAUGCUCGUUGUGGCCUGGUUUGUCCCGCUGUGCUCCGCUUUGGUCCCUGUUUUUACUGACUUUGGUGAGUUCGGUUACGAACCUCGCUACAGCUCCUGCCUGUGGGUAAGGAACAACCCAUACACGAAUCUCUACGGCCUUAUUCUUGGCAUCUGCUUUUUCCCUAUUCAUCUCAUCAUUAUCACACUUUGCUACGCUGCAAUUUACCGUUACGUGAUCAAGACUUCACGUCGCACAGUCAGCCAUGAUGUCACUACUGUAUCUGGUACUGUUAAUGGUAUUGCAAGUGGUAUACAAAAACGGCUCUGGCAGAGGAAGGUUGCAGUUACCAAGAACUUGGCCUACGUGGUUUUAGCCUACGUCAUUCUACGUACGCCUUCAAUUGUGGCUCUUAUCCCCUUGGGGUUUGAUUGGAGCAUCCGCAUGACGCCAUACGCGGCCAAAAUCACGUUCUUUGGCUGCUGCAUCAACCCAAUGAUAUAUGCGACGUCUCACCCGGACUUCAAGGAAGCAUUGUCUUUCAUGUUUCGUGGAUGCAGAUAACCAAUGUUCUUGUUGCACAUAGACAAUGUUCUUGAAAACCAAACUAAGAG
Messenger RNA from Patiria miniata (bat star), 1854 nucleotides. RefSeq names its product rhodopsin, GQ-coupled-like. Gene Ontology annotation, biological process: G protein-coupled receptor signaling pathway. Gene Ontology annotation, molecular function: G protein-coupled receptor activity. Lineage: Eukaryota; Metazoa; Echinodermata; Asteroidea; Valvatida; Asterinidae. Bases 683 to 1804 code for a protein of 373 amino acids. The record is from RefSeq and is a predicted model, not a curated record. Gene Ontology annotation, cellular component: membrane. The transcript has a single exon.